AUGUCCAGAAUCAAAAUAUUUCUACUUCUAUUAAUCUUAUCAAUUCCAGUAAUCAAUGGUCGAGCUCUCCGAAAGCGACGACAGGCUACGGGGAAUACGUUAGGUCAAGAUGUGAAUAAUCUUAUUUCGAGUGGCUACAAUAUUAUCCGUAACCAUGUGGUUCCUGCUGUCAGUUCUGUUAGCAACUCAUUGUAUCAAAAUGUCGAUCGAUACAGACAAAAUUUCAAUCAAGGUGUUAAUCAGAUUGGUCAAAAUUGGGAUCAAUACAAACAAAAUUUCAAUCAAGGUAUUGGUCAGAUUGGUCAAAAUUGGGAUCAAUACAGACAAAAUUUCAAUCAAGGUGUUAAUCAGAUUGGUCAAAAUUGGGAUCAAUACAAACAAAAUUUCAAUCAAGGUAUAAAUCAAUUUACUCAAGGUUGGAAUCAAUUCAGACAAAACUAUAUUCCACAAUUUCCUUAUCCUAAUAAUAAUAAUUAUUAUGGAUAUAAUCAAUAUGGUUAUAAUCCUCAACAAUAUCCUUAUCCUAUGAACUAUAACUAUAAUUAUCCUCGGAAUAUGUAUCGAAAUCCUAAUGUAAGAUCAGCGAACCCAUAUGUCGGAGAUAAUUUUGUUCACGGGCGUGGACUACCGAAAUCAAAUGUUCCAUAUUAUCCAAAUAACUUUGCUGGACAACAACGUUCAAAUGAACCCAUUGCUUCUAAUUCAGUCGAGCAGGCUAAUCAAAUACCAGGACCACGAAGUAGAUAA
Rotaria sordida is the source of this 747-nucleotide messenger RNA. NCBI's taxonomy places the organism in Eukaryota, Metazoa, Rotifera, Eurotatoria, Philodinida, Philodinidae. The record is from the annotation of a GenBank genome assembly.